Messenger RNA from Trichoderma breve, 2790 nucleotides. Its product is annotated as exportin 1-like protein domain-containing protein. NCBI's taxonomy places the organism in Eukaryota, Fungi, Ascomycota, Sordariomycetes, Hypocreales, Hypocreaceae. The transcript has 8 exons. The record is from RefSeq and is a predicted model, not a curated record. The coding region runs from base 1 to 2790 and encodes 929 amino acids. Gene Ontology annotation, molecular function: small GTPase binding. Gene Ontology annotation, biological process: protein import into nucleus. Gene Ontology annotation, cellular component: cytoplasm; nuclear membrane.
AUGGCCUCGAACGGCACGCAGGAGGCCUUUGCGCCUACGGACGUCUUAGGUGCCGUCAUGACGAUGCGAAGCGGGGAGCAGGAGGCAAAGAAGAAGGCGCACGAAUACUUGGAGGCGUUCCAGAAAUCGAAGGACUCGUGGGGAACAGUAAUUGGCAUUCUCCAGUCCAAGGCCGAACCCGAGGCGACACUCUUUGCCGCCAUCACACUUCGUGGAAAGAUCACCUAUGAUCUCAUCACGCAGGUGCCUCCGAACGAGCUGCCCGCACUUCGAAAUCAGAUUCUGCUCCUUCUGAAGCACUACGCCUCCGGACCAAAACCCAUCCGGGUCCAGCUAUGCGUGUGUCUGGCCAUUCUGGCGAUCCAAAUGAAGGAUUGGAACGAUGUGCUCCAUUCGGUUGUCCAGUCACUGAGCGACAGCCCCGAGAGCCAUGCUUGUAUCCUCGACUUUUUACGAGUCCUUCCCGAGGAGGUGACUGAAGGUCGAAAAAUUACCUUGUCUGAAGAAGACCUUGCAUUGCGGACGCAGGCAUUGCUGGGAGAUAAUGCAGACCAAGUCGUGCAGCUUCUCAUCAAUUAUUCGCAAUCUUCACCUGCCGCAUCUCAAAACCCACUCCUGAUGGAAUGCAUUACAUCCUGGCUUCGCGAAGUCUCCGUGGCCACCAUUGCCAAUUCACCGCUUCUGGAUGCGAUUUUCCAUGGGAUAGCAUCUGACGGGUGCAGUCAAGAGGCUGCAGAGUGUCUGAGCACGAUGUUAAGAGAGACGGGCGACGUCGACGAAUCCCAAGAUAUUAUCCAGACCUUGUUCCCUCGAAUUAUCAGUCUGACGCCGCGCAUUGCUACCCUCGUCGAAGAAGAGGAUACCGAAGGGCUGAAAUCUCUAACCAAGGUUCUAGCAACAGCAGCUGAAAGCUGGGUUGUAGCCAUUGCACGACAGCCAACUCAAUUCCGGCCCCUUGUUGACGCUGUCCUCGAAUGCGCCGCCCGAGACAAGGAUCGAGAGGUUAUCGAGCACACAUUCAACUUCUGGUAUGAACUGAAGCAGUAUUUGGUGCUGGAAAGAUAUAUUCAAGGUAGACUGGAGCUGGUCGACGUCUUCUCUAAGCUUGUGGAUAUUCUUCUAUUGCAUCUUCAAUACCCACGACCAGAGUCUGGAAGCGAAACGGAUCUGUUCGACGGAGACCGUGAGCAAGAAGAGAAAUUUCGCGAGUUCCGACACCAGAUGGGUGACACGCUCAAGGACUGCUGUGAAUUGUGGACGCAAAAAUACGCCAGCCAGGCCACUGAGGCAACAGUGCCGCAUUGGCAAGAGCUCGAGGCUCCGUUGUUCGCGAUGCGCGCCCUCGGCCGCAUGGUGGACAAGGAGGAGGAUGUUGUUCUCCCUCAGUUGAUGCCCCUUUUGGUGCAGAUGCCUAGCCACGAGAAGCUUCGCUUUGCCACCAUCAUGGUGCUUGGACGCUAUACGGAGUGGACGGCGGCUCACCCCGAGUACUUGGAGCCUCAGUUCAACUACAUUGUCAACUCAUUCCAGUCCGACUCGCGAGAAAUCAACCGCGCGGCGGCGCUAUCGCUCAAGUUCUUCUGCACCGACUGCAAGCAUCUCCUCAGCGGCCAAGUGUUGCAGCUUCAGACGUUCUACGACCAAGUUCUGGAUAAGCUCCCGGAUCUCAGCAAGGAAGAGGUCACUGAGGGCGUUUCCAAUGUCCUCGCUGUUCAGCCUGUUUCCGAGACCUAUCGCUUGCUCAAGACUUACUGCGAUCCUCUGGUCCAAAGGCUGAUGACAAAGGCAAACCAUGCGACCACAGACGAGGGUAAACUGGCCGUAGCAGAUCACCUACAGCUCAUCACCAUCUUUGUGCAGAAUGUGAUGCCACUCAUUAACCCUGGAGAGGAGAAUCCCGCAGUUAAGUACUGGCAGGAGAUCUUCCCUAUUCUGUCUACCGUUCUGGACAACUUCCUCACCUUCUCUCCUAUCUGCGAGAGAGUAUGUAGCGGCUUCAAUGUCUCUAGGGAGGGCUGUUUCCUAUGGGUCACGUCUGCCAUUCUGCGAGAGUUCUCCGAGGCACGGGAGCACGUGGAUCCAUCCAUCACCGAAAACAUCUACACGUUCUUUGAAGCGCAAAUGACGACGUUCUUAAGAGUCAUGACCGAGCUACAGCCCAAGGAGCUGCCGGACGUGAUUGACGACUUCUUCCGACUGCUUAUUGAUGCGCUGCUGUACUAUCCUCAGAAGCUGGUGCCGUCCCCACUCUUGGUGCCCAUCUUCGAGGCCUCCAUCUACGCCUUGACGCUGGAGCAGCGGGAUCCUCUUUCUUCCACGCUUCACUUCUUGAGGGAUCUGCUGUCAUACGGUGGCGACAACCCGGCCACCAGUGAGGGGCUACCGGAAGCAACCGCGGCUGAAAUCAGGACUAUAGUUAAGGGCCUCCUCGCCAGCCACGGUGAAAACCUGGUCAAGCAGUGCAUGGCCGGCAUGAUGAUUACCUUCCCAAGGGACUGCUUCGCGGACGGUAGUGGCGUUUUGCUCAGUCUUUUCGAGCUUUUGCCCGUGGAGACGACGGAAUGGGUCUCGCGCACUAUCCAGUUACUGCCUCCAGGCACUGUAUCUCCGGAAGAAGCAAACAGACUGAUGGCCAAGAUCAAGGAGCGACUUGCGGUAAAUGAGGCCGGAGGUAUCCGACAUGUGAGGGUGCUACUACAAGACUUUACCAACACAUAUCGGCGCCGUAACGUUGCUCCUCGAGACGGCCUCGGACAGCUUGAGGCAACCAGAUUCCAGUUUGCCGGCUGA